AUCCAUUUUUUUUCUAAAUUUGUUUCAUUUUUGAAAUCCAAGAAAAAAAAUAAAAUGAAAAUCAAACAUUUUUGUUUAUUGUUUAUCGUUUUUAUCCUAUUCACUUGUGAAAUUUCAAUGUUACCAACAUCAUUAUCAUCAAUAUUUGAAUCAGCAUCAAAUUCUGAAUCAUCUGAAUUUAAUAUCCAACCCAAAUUACCGAUAAUGGAUAGAUCAAUAAAGAUGCCAAUAUUAGUUGAAUCAACAUAUUUGGUUGGUUUUUUAUUUGAUAAAACAUUAACCGUAUUAGAAUUAUUUUAUAAUACACAUAGUAUAUAUGAUUGUGCUAUAUUUGAUUUAAGCAUACCUGAACGUAAAAAACAAUCAAAAAUUUAUAUAAAAAAAUAUGGUAAAAAUAAAACCUAUUCAAAACAUAAAAUUGAUUAUAAUCUAAUGAUAUUAGUUAUACAUUCAUGUACAUUAUAUUCAUUAAAAACAUAUUCAAGAUUGUUACAUAUUAAAAUGGAUAAUGGUAGUAAAUAUUUUAGUGAAAAUGAUAUGAAAAAAGAUGAUAAUUUUAUUGAUUUUAUAGCACCGAAAACUAAAUGGUGUGGUGUUGCCGAUAUAGCCGAAAAUUAUUGGGAUCUUGGUAGUGAACCAUUAGUUGAUCUUUGUUGUAGAGAACAUGAUCAUUGUCCAUUAAAUAUUGAAUCAAAAAAAUCUAAACAUGGCUUACAUAAUGGUGGUAUGAUAACAGUAUCAUUUUGUUUAUGUGAUCAAUUUUUAUAUGAUUGUUUACAUAGACAUAAAGGUUUACAUUAUGAAGAUGUUAUUCGAGAAUUAUAUUUUUUACGUUUUAAUAUUGAUUGUAUUGAAUCAAUUGAUUGUUAUGCUGAAUGGAAACGUGAUAAUGGUAAAUGGAAAUUAUUAAAUUAUGAAAAAUUAUUAAAAAAACCAUGUAUGAAAAAAUUUCGUUUAACAACAUUUACUGAUUAUCAGAAUACAUUAUUAAUUACAAAAUAUAAUGAUUAUAAUGAAACACUUAAUGAUGAACAUGAAAUGAAUGAAACAAAUGUUACAAAAGAUGAAAUUAAUAACAACAUAUUUCGAUCGUCAAAUACAAGCAAAUGA
This is a messenger RNA of Dermatophagoides pteronyssinus (European house dust mite), 1110 nucleotides long. RefSeq lists its product as uncharacterized. The record is from RefSeq and is a predicted model, not a curated record. Gene Ontology annotation, biological process: arachidonate secretion; phospholipid metabolic process. NCBI's taxonomy places the organism in Eukaryota, Metazoa, Arthropoda, Arachnida, Sarcoptiformes, Pyroglyphidae. Gene Ontology annotation, molecular function: A2-type glycerophospholipase activity.